Boeremia exigua is the source of this 2101-nucleotide messenger RNA. Its product is annotated as Cupredoxin. Gene Ontology annotation, molecular function: copper ion binding; ferroxidase activity. The record is from RefSeq and is a predicted model, not a curated record. Gene Ontology annotation, biological process: cellular response to iron ion starvation; reductive iron assimilation. The coding region runs from base 233 to 2041 and encodes 602 amino acids. The transcript has 6 exons. NCBI's taxonomy places the organism in Eukaryota, Fungi, Ascomycota, Dothideomycetes, Pleosporales, Didymellaceae. Gene Ontology annotation, cellular component: high-affinity iron permease complex.
CUCACAGCCUUACUGGCCACGCGCUCAGACCACGAGUCAAGGAUCUUUGGGGCUCGGUCUUCUGCGGGUCGGCAUCUUAGGGCAUUGUUAAUGACCCACAGUUGGAUGCCGCCGUCUUCAUUUUCGCUGCAGCCGCGGUCGGCACAUCAUCGAGUCCAGCAUUCACGGAUGUGACAGCUGGGCCCUUCGACCGUCUCUACAACCGCGUUCUUCCUGCGGUACAUCCAGCGCAAUGCUCGCCGUAUUGUGGUCCCUGCCGCUGUUUGUCCUCGGUGCCGCCUGCACGAAGGUCACACAUCACGAAUUCAAUGUCACGUGGGUGAACCGCAACCCCGAUGGCCGUCGCGACAGGCCUGUGAUGGGGAUUAACGGGCAAUGGCCCAUACCUGCUCUGCGCGUUACCAAGGGCGAGCGCGUUGUUAUCACGGUGCGCAACCAGCUCGGCAACGAGACGACCAGCUUGCAUUGGCAUGGUCUGUACAUGAAUGGCACAGCGUACAUGGACGGCCCGCCAGGCGUGACGCAAUGCGAGAUCCCUCAUGGAGACAGCUUCAUUUAUGAUUUUACAGUCGAUCAGCCAGGGACGUACUGGUUUCAUUCGCACACCCGUGGACAGUAUCCUGAUGGACUUCGCGCCCCACUUAUCGUACAUGAUCCGGAGAACCCCUUUCAGAAAGAGUUCAACGAAGAGAUCGUGCUUUCAUUUUCCGACUGGUACCAUGAUUUGAUGAGACCUCUUCUCUCGUCUUUCGUCAGCGUCACAAAUCCGACGGGCGCUGAGCCAGUGCCCAGCUCGGCGUUGAUCAACGAUUCGCAAAACAUCACAGUCUCUGUGCAGCCGGGGAAGACCUAUCUGAUACGCAUGGUGAACAUGGCCGCUUUUGCAGGCAUGUAUGUAUGGUUCCAGGAAUGCACGGUGAAGGUGGUGGAAGUGGAUGGCAUAUACACUGGGCCUGUCGAGACGAGCAUGCUUUACCUUACGGCUGGCCAGAGGUAUUCCGUCCUCCUUACCGUAGACAGCGGCAGGUUGACCAACAUCCCCUUUGUGGCUAGUAUGGACGAGGAGCUGUUCGAUGCUCUUCCGGCUGAUUUGAACUCUAACGUGACUGGAUGGCUUGUUGUAGACGAGACAAAAGAGCUUUCGCCGCCGUUGGAGCUUGAUGCUUUCGAGCCUCUGGACGACAUCUUACUCCAGCCUCUGGACAACCUAGUCGCGCUCAACACUGUCGACAGGAGCAUUACGCUUGACAUCAAGAUGGACAACCUGGGCGAUGGUGCUAACUACGCCUUCUUCAACGACGUCACUUACGCAGAACCCCGAGUCCCCGCCUUGUACACCGUCAUGUCGUCAGGCGAACACGCCAACAACCCUCUCAUUUACGGAAGCCACACAAACUCCUUCGUGCUGAACGCAAAUGAAACUGUCGAGAUCAUCCUAAACAACAACGAUGACGGAAAACAUCCCUUUCACCUCCACGGCCACGCGUUCCAAGUGAUCCAGCGCUCCGCCGAAGACUCGGGCAACUACUCCCCCAGCACCGCCCCCAAAAGCCCCUCCGCCCCACUCCGUCGCGACACCGUCCUCGUCCAGCCCAACGGCCACGCCGUCCUGCGUUUUCGCAGCGACAACCCCGGCAUCUGGCUGUUCCACUGCCACAUUGAAUGGCACGUCGCGUCCGGGCUGAUCGCGACCUUCAUCGAGGCCCCGCGCGCGCUGCAGGCCCAGCGCGUGCCCCCCGCCCACCUCGCGCUGUGUGAGCGGAAUCACCCACCUGUACUGACUGCUGGUAACGCGGCGGGGAAUGCACGCGACUGGGAGGACUUGAGCGGCGAGCCGGCGCCGCCCGGGCCGCUGCCGGAAGGGUUCACGGCGAAGGGUAUUUUUGCGAUUUUGAUUAGCGCGUUGAAUGCGUGUGCUAUGGUUGGUAUGAUUGCGUGGUAUGGAAUGUUGGGUGGGCCGCGGAAGGAGGAGGGUGUUGAUGCUCACGAUGAGCAAAGGGGCGAGAGCCGGCCGUUGUUGGCGGAGGGGGAGGCGAGGUAGUGGGGCGCGAGGUAGGCUGGAUUUAGACAGAACGACAACUUGGAUGAGGAGUAUCGGAUG